Closterium sp. Yama58-4 is the source of this 5677-nucleotide messenger RNA. The record is from the annotation of a GenBank genome assembly. Lineage: Eukaryota; Viridiplantae; Streptophyta; Zygnematophyceae; Desmidiales; Closteriaceae.
AGGUCAGUUGGGGAUGCCUACUUCGCCUGCCACGCCCCUCACCCCUCUCUUCGGCCCCACACAGCAGCUUGACUUUGAACUCGAGAUGCGUGAUUCCUUCUUUCCUUCUCUGCUCUCCUCUGCUGCGUUAACCCUCUCCCUGCCACCACCGCCCACCACACCAACCACCCCCUACCGCACCGACUGCCGCCCAACCGCACAGGACCCAGAGCCACUGCCGUACCUCCAGGACCCCAACCCACUCACCUUCGACAUUCACCUGCAGGUCUCCCUUGCUCCCUCCGCACCUCCUUCCCCUGCGGCCCCCACCACCACAUCGCAUCCUCCUCCUUCCUCCCAACCCCCGGUUGCCCCAGCAACCUCACAACCCACCACAGCAGCGCUCCCUCCAACCGUCCCUCCGCCUGUGCCUCCUUGCCCACACGCCCUACUCUCCACUGAAGCUCUCGACUCGCAUCCCCUUGUCGAUGGGGAUGCUUCUCUCUCCUACAGGCUGCCGCCUGUUCCCGUGUGCAGCAGCAACUUCAAACACCUCUACUGGACGGUGGCACAGCAAGUGGCGCAUCACACCAUCAACGGCUGCCCCCUGCGUCCGGGCGACCUGCUCGCUUCAGGCACCAUCUCUGGCCCGGCAGAGGGCAGUGAGGGGUGUCUGCUAGAGCGCACACAGGCAGGCAAACUCACCCUCGAGCUUUCCUCUCAGGGAUGUACGGUGGUUGACAGCUCUUCCCAAGCCUCCGGCCAAGGCUUAGGCCCGGGGACUGUGCGCCGAACGUACCUGGAGGAUGGGGACGAGGUCAUCAUGACGGCUACCUGCCAGUUGCCUCAUGGUGUAAGGAUUGGAUUUGGAGAGUGCAGAGGUGUAGUGCUUCCUUCGACGUUUGCCGUGACGCGUGGUGGCUCUAAGCUAGGCGGCUCCAAACUAGUCCGUCAGCUCUCCGUCAAAGCCGUCAAGUUCUGUCAAUCUCCGUCAGCGCACGUCAAGCGUGGCACGCGGCGGCAAAUGGAGGGGAGCAGCAGCACGGCAAUGUCAAUGUCGAUGGAGGCGCUACAGAUGGCCAUGGCGGAUGACGUGGACCAAUGGGAAGCCGCGGACGACCCGCAGGGCACCCUCAGCAUGAUGGCCAUGCUUCUGGGCGGCGGGGAUGCGAGUUUGGGCGGCACAAACGACGUUUUCCUGGGCGGCAGUGAGUUUCAAUUGGGCGGCGCGAGUGACAUGCUGCUGGGCGGCACGUCAUUGGAGGAUCUCCUGGGUGGCGGCGGUACCCACGGCGGCAAUGGCGGCGGAAUUGGCGGCGGAAUUGGCGGCGGCAAUGGCGGCGGUAAUGGCGGGCUGAAUGACGGCAGCAUGGUGUAUGGCCAAGGCCAGUGCGGCUCCGGCGCUAUGGGGUCUGACAUUGACAGCCGCAUUGCCAGCGUCAUCAUAAACCGUGGCCAUGAUCCGAGCGGAGCUCUUCUUGAGGCGGCUUAUAACGGGGCACAGCCCGUGGGGUAUGAUUAUCAGGCCAGCGCUCAUCAUGCCACUCACAAUGGCGCCUUGCCUGCUGGCAACCACGGCGCUUCGGCUGGUCAGUGGGAUGAGCAAGUGCGUGAUGCUUCCACUGUUGGGCACAGCAGCAUCGUUGGUCUCGACUCGUCCGCUACUGAUGCAGCAGCAGGGGAGUCAGAGUCGGAUCUCCCGGCCUUCCAGCGGGAGAACCAGGCGCUGGCUCUUGCACUACUGCGCGACGCUGACCUCGGCUUCUCGCCUCCCUCCCAAACUGCUGCCCCUGCUGUUGGUGUGGCUGGUAGUGGUGCUGGUGCUACUGCUGCCGCCGCCGCUGCUGCUGCGUAUUCGUAUGACGUCAGUGGAAGCAUGAGUGGCGGCGGGGCGGCAGGCGCGGGAAUGAGCAGCUGCAGCCUGGGCGGCACGGCCAGCAUGGGCGGCGGGACGAGCUUGGGCGGCGGCGCCAGCACGGGCGGCGGCACGAGCAUGGGCGGCGGCACAAGCAUGGGCGGCGGGACAUCCACGGGCGGCGGCGGGGCGGCAACGGGCGGCGACAGCAGCGACCCGGAGGAGCAGGGGUUGGCCAAGGGCACGUGGUUACCGGAGGAGGACGGUGUGCUGAUGGAGUAUGUGCGCUGCCACGGGCCGCGCAACUGGGGCGCGCUCAGAGCCAGAGGGCUGCUCAGGCGGUCGGGGAAAAGCUGCCGCCUGCGCUGGGUCAACCAACUCAAGCCAGGCUUGCAGAGGUAUGGUGGCAAGGGCUGCAAACGGUUCAGCGAAGCAGAAGAAAGCGUGGUUUUAGCCCUGCAGAGAGCCGUGGGCAACAAGUGGGCGCACAUUGCGCGUCACCUGCCCGGGCGCACGGACAACGACGUGAAGAACUUCUGGAACCUUCACCUCAAGAGGCAGGCCCGGCUGAAAGCACGCGGGGGAGGGGCGCGCCUUGAGGGGGAUGGUGGGGAGGGUGAUCGGGGUGACCAGAAUGGUGGUAACCACGAUGGUGGCAACCAAGAUAGUGGUAACCGCAUUGGUGGUAACCAAGAUAGUGGUAACCGCAGUGGUGGUAACCAAGAUAGUGGUAACCACAUUGGUGGUAACCAGAAUGAUGGAGGUCAGAAGGAUGAUAAGCAGGCCAGCGGUGAUGGUGGUUGUGAAGUGGGCCGCGACAGCAGCAUGAACAGUGGCAGCCCGGGGCAUGAGGGUGGGAUAACAAUGAGUGAGGGUGGGACUCGUGGGGCAUAUGGUGGUCAUGAGGACGGUGCAGGUACCGAUGACAAGCCCCUUCCUCAUGCCCCCCCUGCUGCUGUUGGCACUGGUGCUGCCGCUGCCGCUUCCUGUGCUGGUGCAGCAGCAGCAACCGCUGAGGAGAAUGCAAUCAAGGGCACAACCACCGACACUCCCACCCCACCUGCCACAGAAGCAGCACCCGCCUCCACCUCCUCUCUCCCCGUCCCCUCCUCCCUGCCGCCCCACAUGCACCAACACGCCAAGCCGCUCCUCCCGCGCGCCCGCCCCUCCUCCUCCUCCGGGAGGCCUCUCUCGGCCGGCACCCGCCCCUCCUCCUCGUCCGGGCGGCAGUCAAAGCUGUCACUGCACCAAAGACGCCUGCAGCGUAACUCCUCUGGAGGAGGAGGCGGGAGCGGGCUUGGCGCUACUGGGGGUGGGGGUGGCUGUUCGCGCUGUGCUGGCUGCCGCAGUGCCAGUGGCAAUGGCAACGGGGUUGGUGGCAAUGGCAAUGGCAACGGGGUUGACAGCAUGACGGGCACUGGUGCUGCCACUGCUGCUGGUGCGGCGGGGAGUGGUGACGAGGAGCGGGCAGCAGGGAGCCCCAGGGAGGCCGCAGGGGAAGCUGCUGGAGAAGCCAUGGAUGUGACAGGAGCAGGGAGCAGCCUCUCUGCUCUCAAGAUAGGUGAGCCCAACGCACAGCUGAACACACUCAUCAACCUGGAAGACUGGAUCAACUCCCCCUCACCUGCUGCUGCCGCUCCCCCUCGCCGCACGGGCUGCUCGCCCUUCUACAUCAACCUCUCCCCCUCCGCCCGCCGCCUCCGCUCCCCCGGCUCCCCCUCCCCCCGCUCCCUCUACCUCCGCUCCCCCUCCCCCCGCGCCCUCCCCUCCCCCCGCCACCGCUCCUCCCCAGCCCAUCGAGUCUUCCCCCAUCCUCCCCCGCACCCCUCGUCCCGCCACUCCCCCCUAUCUGCGUGUGUGAGUGGCAGCAGUCCUCCCAGUGCAAGCCUCAAGGCCAAUGCGGGCGUGCAUGGCAUUCGCGUGUGGCACCUGGGUGCACCUGCUGCCGCGCUCGUGCCGCCCGUUAUUGAUGUCUCUGCUGCUGCUCAUAUGGGUCUGGGGCAGUCUGGGGAGUCCCCUCCUGGGGUGAUAGAUUCCAUACUCUCCGCACAACGCCAGUUUCUUUACCCAACACCAUUAGCCAUGGCCUCCCUGCCCGACCACGGCGCGCUGCGUCCUCGCUCAGCAUCACCUGAAAUCGACUGGGACAGGUUGGACAAGACGCGCAUGUUCGUGGUGGGCGCGGGGCUCUUCAGCGGGCUGACCGUGGCGCUCUACCCGCUCUCCGUCAUCAAGACGCGCCUCCAGGUCUCCCCGCUCCCGCUCUCCGCCGCCCAUGCCGCCUCCGCUUCUUCCGCUCCCCCAUCCGCCUCCGCUUCCGCUUCCCCUGGCGCGGGCGCGCCUGCUGCUUCCGCAAGGCCUGCGGCGCAGGCGGGCAAUGCGGGGCUGGCGGGAGCAGGAGAGGCGGUGGGAACGGGGGGAUUGGGAGCAGUCCGGGCGGGGGAGGCGGGGGGAGCGGAAGCCCGCGUUGGGGGGAACGGCGCAGGGGCAGCAGCGGGCACGGCAAGACCAGGCGGAGACACAAGGGUAACUACAGGUGCAGCACCAGUGGCGCCGGGAGCAGCAGGAGCAACGGUAGGGGGAAGAUCCGCAGGAGGAGGGGCUUCUGCAGCAGCAGGGGGAACAGGGGGAGGAGGGGGAGGAGUGGGCGGAGCAACAGGCGGAGCAACAGGAGCAACAGGCGGAGCAGCGCCGCGAGCAGCGGCGGGGGGCAGGGGCCCGUCGUCAGUGACCCUAGCAGUGGGCAUGGCGCGGCACAUAGCGCGCACGGAGGGCGUGAGGGGGUUCUUCCGCGGCAUGGGGACUGUUGUGGCGGGGAUGCUCCCUGGGCGGAUUAUCUAUAUGGCCGUGCUGGAGGCUGUUAAGGCCAACACGCUCAAGGGGAUUAACGCGGUAACGGAGCAGCCUUUAGAGGGGACGUUUGACGAUGCUGGUAGCAGUAGCGGCGGCAGUAGCAGCAGCAGCAGUGGCAGUGGUGGGAGUGGUGGGGGGAGUGGGAGCAGAGGUGGGAGUGGCGGUGUGGUGGGUGGCACGGGGCGGUGGCUGCAUUUGUCUGAUACGGCAGCAGCAGGGCUGGCGAGUGCUGUGGCCGGCAUGUGCGCGUCUCUUGCCACCCAGGCCGUUGUUGUGCCCGUGGAUGUGAUCAGCUCUCGCCUCGUUGCACAGCAGGGCGACCUGCCACACCACGCCACCAGAACCGCACACGCUGCAUCAGGAGCGCCCUUAGCAGCCGCCACAGCAGCAUCAUCUGCCACACCAGCUGCAGCAGCAGCAGCACGGGCAGCAGCAGGGGGAGGGGCGGGGGCAGCAGCGGGAGCUGCAGGGGCAGCAGCAGUGCGGUAUAAGGGGGGGAUUGACGCACUGGUGACGAUACUGAGAACGGAGGGGCCGCGCGGGCUGUACCGUGGGUUUGGGCUGUCGGUGCUCACGUAUGCCCCCUCGGGGUUCAUCUGGUGGGGCACCUACGGCGCCACGCAGCGACUGUUCUGGAGUUCGUAUGACCGGUUGUGGGCACCAGCAGGCAACAGCGCAGCGGCAGCGCCCCCGCUCGCACUGGUGGUGGGCGUGCAGGUGGGAGGGGGCAUGGUUGCGGGGCUGGCGUCUGCCCUCGCCACGACGCCACUAGACACCGUCAAGACGCGCAUUCAGGUGGGGCGCAGGAGCGGGGCGGCAGUGACGGUGGCAGCGGUGGUGCGACAGCUAGUGGAGCAGGACGGGGUGAGAGGGCUGUACCGUGGCUUCGCCCCUCGCUGUGCCAGCACCAUGCUCUGGGGCACUGCCAUGGUCUCCACCUAUGAGUACCUCAAGCGCCUGUGUGCCAAGGACAGCACUGACGAGCUUUGA